Leishmania mexicana MHOM/GT/2001/U1103 is the source of this 4536-nucleotide messenger RNA. RefSeq names its product ATP-dependent RNA helicase-like protein. Gene Ontology annotation, molecular function: ATP binding; RNA binding. Gene Ontology annotation, cellular component: intracellular anatomical structure. Lineage: Eukaryota; Euglenozoa; Kinetoplastea; Trypanosomatida; Trypanosomatidae. The record is from RefSeq and is a predicted model, not a curated record. The transcript has a single exon. The coding region runs from base 1 to 4536 and encodes 1511 amino acids.
AUGCUCCGCAGCGAUCACCAACAGGCCGACCCCGAUGCGGAGUUUGUCAUGCCAGAACCGUCGAUGCACCACGUUCCGCACUCACAGCUCUGGCGGUGCGUGCUCGAGCUUCCUCUGAACGGCCGCUGCCACGGUGAAGACGCGGCGGAAAAGGAGGUGUUCGCCAUUGGGCAGUCAAAGAAGGCCAAAGUAGCGCGAGCGUUGUGCUUCAUGCAUGCAGAGCAGCUCCUGGAUCAUUACAUGAGCAUCAGAAAGACACCAUUGUCGUCACGGACAGGCGUCUUCCCAGCCCCUCCUCCCCUGGAAGAGAGAGCGCUGCCUCCUCGGCCCAAAACUCCGAAACCCCAUGACUAUCGCUUGUGGGAUGAGUACGUGGACGCGAGUUCUGCAUACGUGCAGGCCGUCGCCGCCCACGUGAAGCAGGAGGCCUGCACGCGCGAGGAAGUGCCGCGAAGUGGCCACCCCGUCGCGGACCGCGCGACAGAGCUGCUACGCCGUCACCCGAAACGCUACUGCCGCCCGACGGCGUUGCAUGAUCUGAACGGGAGCAUCCGCGAUGCCUCGACCUUGAUGAAGGUGGCGCAUCUCGACGGGACGGUUUUUGUGGCGACCCUCACACUUGAUCCUCAAACAGGUCUGGCGGCGACAGGAGUGGCAAAGAACACGAAGACAGCGAAGCGACAGUGCGCCGCCCACGCGCUCUGCAUUCUGCGGCUGCUGCAGGAGGAUGCAGAGGGGCGACAGGGGGCGGAUGGCACAGGACGUUCGCGACGUAGAGGCGCACAAAAGGGCACCCGGAGCAAGAAGGAUGUCUCUCACCACCCGAGUGCCCCGCUAGAGUCGAUCCUGCAGCAGAUGCAGCCGGCCUAUCGCAAGUUGGUUCAGUACCAUCAUCUGCUGUUCGGCAAGGCCAGCCUGACGCCGCAAACGACAUUCACGAAGGAAUCAAGCACGACGAGCGGCAGCACCAGCACUACCAUAUAUCGUUGCCACCUAACUCUCAACGGCCUCAGUUGCGACGGCACUGGCAUCAACCGCUUCGAGGCCGAGCGCGCCGCGAUGGAGGCCGCGAUGACAGACCUGAUGCUGUACGAUAAACGAAUUCAGGCGGUGCAGGCGUUUGUGAAUGCGCAUCCGUCUAUCUCACCCGAGUCCAUCCCGUCCGCGGCGCUGCCCGCAGAGCUGGUGGCUGAGCUGCAGACCCAGCUAUGGCCAGUGACAGAGCAACAGGCAGCCGCAGCAGCCAAUGCAGCUACAGAGAGCGCAACAGAGAGGAGGGGGUCCGAUGACGGAUCUGACUCUGCAGACGACUGCAGUGACCGAGCGCGCGGCAUGAAUGAGCGGACCCUGUUGCAUCUCAGCGAGCGCGCCUUUGCCACGGAUGCGUCGUAUGCUGCGCAGAUGUUGCACGACAUGCUCGACCUCCGUCGAGACCCUGUCUACCUCGCCCAGUUCCAUCCCCGUCGCUCCACGCUGGCGAUGGCGGCGGUGAAGGCUCAGGUGCUGGACGCCGUUCAGCGCCACCGUGUCGCUGUCGUGUGCGGCACCACAGGGUGCGGCAAGACAACGCAGGUGCCGCAGUACAUCUUGGAUUACGAGAUCGAGCACGGCCGUGGCGGAUCUUGCAACAUCCUUGUCACGCAACCCCGUCGACUGAGCGCCUUCAGCGUUGCCGAGCGCAUCGCGCAGGAGCGUCUCAGCACGGUGGGGAAGGAUGUCGGGUACGCGGUUCGGCUGGACUCACGUCCAGGGCGACACAUCACAGUUUGCACAACAGGUGUGCUGCUGCAGAUCUUCUCCACCCACCCCGACCUGGAGCACGUCUCACACCUCAUCAUCGACGAAGUGCACGAGCGUGACAUCAACUGUGAUGUUAUUCUUGCUCUCGUGAAGCAGCUGCUGACACGAAACCCUCGCCUUCGCGUGGUGCUUAUGAGUGCGACGAUGCAAGCCGACGUGUUCGCCCGCUACUUCGGCGCGGACACGCCCGUGGUGCAGGUAGAGGGGGCAGUGUACCCGGUGACAAUCCACUACCUGGAGGACAUCGCCUCUGAGGCAGCAACUGCACAAUUUUACUCGCCCGCCUUCGACGCCGUGUCGUCUGGGGAGCAGGGGCAGCAGGAAAAGACGCCGACGAAGUCCGUCACGCUGGCGAAGUCACCGACAACCGCAUCGCGACGCGUCAACAGGCGCAAGUUUCUCAAGACCGACUACAACCUCGUCGCCUACCUUGUCCACCGCGCGGUGCAGGUUGACCUUCAGAAUAACACGGAGGGAAAGUCAAUCCUGGUGUUUCUUCCUGGGUGGAAGGAGCUGACGUCUGCGAUGGCUGCGAUCAAGGAGUACCACGGGCCGUACGCGCUUCCCGCCGCGGACAGCCUCUUUCACAUCAUUCUCCUUCAUUCCACUGUCGACAGCGCGAAGCAACGAGAGUGCUUCAUGCCGGCACCGUCCGGUACCGUGAAGGUGGUGCUGGCGACGAACAUCGCCGAAAGCGGCAUCACCAUCGACGAUGCGGCGGUUGUCAUCGACACGGGCCUUAUCAAGACAACCACCUGGGAAAGUCGCCCCACGGCCGCAUACCAGCAUGUCACCACAGGCACGGGUGGCUCUUCGUCGUCGAGGAGCCCAACCUUCGCGUAUGUCCCGCUGGACAAAGUCGCGGUAAAGUGUGGGUCAGGAGGCGACAGCAGCGGCGACGCCGUUGUCCCCACGCCCGUGUUCUCGACGCAGCUUACUCUGGGCUACGCGAGCCAAGCCAACUGCACCCAGCGCAAGGGCCGUGCCGGGCGGACGCAAGGAGGCGUGUGCUACCGCCUCUUCACAAAGGAGCUGUGGGACUCGCUGCCGGCGUUUCCAGAAGCGGACAUUCACCGCGUACCGCUGAUGCAGGUGCUGUUGAAGCUGCUCUCUCUCGGGCACCCAAAUCCAAAGGAAACGCUGCAGACGUUUCUCGAGCCCCCCUCGAGCACCAAUGUGGACGCGUCCAUGGAGGUGCUUCGCGGCAUUGGUGCUGUCGGAACGGAGGACAGGCUUACCCCGCUGGGGGAGUACCUGGCGUUGCUGCCCUGUGACCCGCGCAUUGGCAAGAUGAUUAUCGUCGGUGCCGUGCUGCGCUGCCUGGAUUCAGUUCUGACGGUGGCUGCGUGCACGGACGUCUGCCCGUAUGCAACGAGCCGCGACGUUGCGGCCGAGGCGCGCAAGAAGCGCUAUCUGCUGUCUUGUGGCUCUCAGAGCGACCACAUCAGCUUCCUGAACGCGUACAACGCGUUCUGUGCCAACGGUGAAAAGGAUGACUUUGCGACGUUUAACUUGCUCCACACGGGAAACCUCGCGCCCUUAGGAGGCAAGGCGCAGUACCGCGACAUCUUGCGUCACGCCGGGCUCAUCAGCCCGCAGGACGAGUUCGGAGGGGACCCUGAAAGAGUCGACGACGCCGAUGCCGUGUCGUGGCCUGAACACGGGCACCUUGGCAAUGAUGGCGGCGCAGUCGAGGAUAUAGCGAUACACUCGGAAGGUGGAAAGGCGGUUGUCAGCGCUGUAGACUCAAGUGCCCAGGGUGCGCCGGUGUCUGAGCCGGCGCCACUUUCCUACCCCGGAACGCUCUGCGUCGAUACGAACGCUCUCUCCCGCCACAGCUUCGAUGUCGCGUUGGUGAAGGCGUGCGUCUGUGCUGCGCUCUUCCCGAACGUGGCACUGCUGCGGCCGCCUUCGAAGGCACUCUCCUCUAUGCAGCGCCUGCGUGCCGCGCGCAAGGUGGAACUACGGACCAAACACUUCACCAGCAUCAAGCCUGCGAAAGAUAGUGUGUGUCGGCGCGUUGACGGGUCCUGCGGCAACGAGGUGCCCGACCGAGAUGAAGUGCUGAGUCAAUUUCGGCGAGACUCGCGUGCGGCCACCGAAGAUUCUGCGACGUCGAGCACGUCUCCGGUCCGGCCGGUCCCGGCGCUCUUUUACGUCUUUCAGGACGUCUUUGGGUUGAGGGAGCCGCGACGGGACUUCCUUACCAGCCUGUCUGCUGUCAGUCUCUGGGCGUUGCUGCUCUUUGGCGCGUCUGAGUCGACGACGGAGUACAAUGCGGAGUUGUCGAUCUGCGUCGUGGACGGCUGGAUCGCGCUGCACAUCGACCGCGCCACCUACGCCCUUGUCACGCAGCUCCGCCAGUCCUUGUUCGAGUGCUUGCGAGGAAAGUACAACAACCCGCAAGACCCUCGACACAACUCCGCACUAGAGACCGUGACGGCGGUGUGCCGGAGACUCCUGAAGGCGCCAGUUCUGGAAAUGGCGGCUGCGACGUCACCGGACACAGCGGGCAGCGCAGCGGCAGGGCGACAGCAGUCUCCAUGGCAGCUAGUCGACAUGGGCUCUAUUGUCGACCCUCUUGUGCACCUUCGGCACGGCGACUUUGGCAAUGGCAGGGCGGCCGCUGUGGCUGGAGAGGAUGCGCUGCUAGACCUAGACGAUAGUGUUGACGGCGAUGAUGACGAUGACGAAGACCUUCCCAACUCCAAUCCUGUCGAUGGACGACGACGAUGA